AUGGUCGGAGCAGAAAUCAAGGGAUCGACCUCGACGAACAAUGCUUACGCGAAUGGUUUAGUCCAAAUCAACAACGGGUCUCUAGAGGAAAAACUUGACGAGCUUCGUAACCUAUUGGGUAAAAUAGACGACGAUCCUUUAAGAAUCGUGAACGUUGGAGUCGGUGCUUGGGGCAAUGUGUUUGCAUUAAUGUUACAAGAUGGUUAUGGUCAUCUUCGAGAUAAAGUUCAAAUCAGGAUCUGGAGACGAGCAGGUAGGUCAGUCGAUCGAGCCACAUCACAACAUUUAUUCGAUGUAAUUAACUCACAAGAAGACGUGUUAAGACGAUUGAUUAGAAGAUGUGCGUAUUUGAAAUACGUUGAAGCAAGAUUAGGCGAUCGAGAAGCUGUUUGGGAUGCUGAUAUUGUCAUCAAUGGAUUACCAUCGACUGAAACUCAUCAAGUUUUUCAAGAGAUUAGUAAGUAUUGGAAGGAAAGAAUUACAGUUCAUAUUACAUGA
Messenger RNA from Lactuca sativa (garden lettuce), 498 nucleotides. Its product is annotated as glycerol-3-phosphate dehydrogenase [NAD(+)] GPDHC1, cytosolic. The record is from RefSeq and is a predicted model, not a curated record. Gene Ontology annotation, biological process: glycerol-3-phosphate catabolic process. Gene Ontology annotation, molecular function: NAD binding; glycerol-3-phosphate dehydrogenase [NAD(P)+] activity. Lineage: Eukaryota; Viridiplantae; Streptophyta; Magnoliopsida; Asterales; Asteraceae. Gene Ontology annotation, cellular component: cytosol.